GCCAUUUGAGGUCUGAAUUUUAAAAGAUGAAGACCUUGUUUUUGCUUAUAAAUUUUUUAUUCUUAUUUUUAAUCAAUUCAAGUAAGUACCAUUGCUUCUAGUACUUAUAUUUUUCACAGUUUAUCAUUACACAGAUUUACUUAUUAUAUAUGACAUAUAUAUGUGAUUUAAUUCUUUGAAUCUGACAUUGUGCGUUGCUUCUAAUUGCAGCUGUUGGAGCUCCGGUGCGUCGGAGAGAGACCACCGUUUCACCUGGUGAGUACCUUCAGUUGGUCUCUGUGUAACUGCCGUUUUCUCUAUAUUCCCACCCCUGUGCUAGCCUGUUUCCUUUUUACAUAGAGCAUUAGCCUUCCUCUGUAUUCUCUAUAGUACCCACGCCCCUCACAUUAUUGCUCCUGUUCUUCUCCUCUCUGCUUCAUUUAUAUGUUAGAGCUCCCUAUUCCACUAAUGUCUAGUGUCUCUUUCAACAGAUAAUGUUAUUGAGGACAAAGCGGUGACAGAGUAUUUCAACAGAAAACUGGUUAUAUUGCAGGAAAUAAGUAAAGUGUCCAUUUUAUAUUCUAUGUACCUACUUGUUCUACUCUCCUUUCCCUUUGCCCUUCCCGCCCUCCCCACUUACUAUCCCUCCUAUCACUUUCUACAUAGAGCAUUAGCCUUUCUCGCUAUUCUCUAUAGUACCCACACCCCUCACUUUUAUUAGAACAUGGGGGCACCUGGAUAAUAUUAUUUCUAUAAACAUUCUAUUUUUAUAUGUUGUAAAAAUAUAAGGAAUAAAGGAAAAAUAAUCUUCUCAUUACAGGAGAAAACCUGCUUAAAAAAUUGAGGAAACGAACCACUACAACCCCUGGUAAGCUCCUCCCCUUCUCCCAGAGUCACUACUCCCUUAUGCUCCUCUAUAGCAUCUGCCUUGCUCCUUCCCACAGUUUAUGGUCCCCUGAAUAGUACGAUAUAAAUCUCAUGCUGUGUAACCCUCCCUUAUAUGUUAGAUCUCCCUAUUCCAAUAAUGUCUCUCUUUCAACAGAUUAUGUUGUUGUGGACAAAGAGGAGAUAUUGCGCGCCAUGCAUUCCAGAAAAAUGCAUCGAUUUGAUAGAACAACAACGGAGAGUCCAAAAAUUGAAACUACUGUGGAUUAUGUUGUUGUGGACAAAGAAGAGAUAUUGCGCGCCAUGCGUUCCAGAAAAAUGCAUCGAUUUCAUAGAACAACAACGGAGAGUCCAAAAAUUGAAACUACUGUGGAUUAUGUUGUUGUGGACAAAGAAGAGAUACUGCGCGCCAUGCAUUCCAGAAAAAUGCAUCGAUUUCAUAGAACAACAACGGAGAGUCCACAAAUUGAAACUACUGUCGAUUAUGUUGUUGUGGACAAAGAGGAGAUACUGCGCGCCAUGCAUUCCAGAAAAAUGCAUCGAUUUGAUAGAACAACAACGGAGAGUCCAAAAAUUGAAACUACUGUGGAUUAUGUUGUUGUGGACAAAGAAGAGAUAUUGCGCGCCAUGCAUUCCAGAAAAAUGCAUCGAUUUCAUAGAACAACAACGGAGAGUCCAAAAAUUGAAACUACUGUGGAUUAUGUUGUUGUGGACAAAGAGGAGAUAUUGCGCGCCAUGCAUUCCAGAAAAAUGCAUCGAUUUGAUAGAACAACAACGGAGAGUCCAAAAAUUGAAACUACUGUGGAUUAUGUUGUUGUGGACAAAGAAGAGAUACUGCGCGCCAUGCAUUCCAGAAAAAUGCAUCGAUUUGAUAGAACAACAACGGAGAGUCCAAAAAUUGAAACUACUGUGGGUAAGUGUCAUUAUCCAUGUACCUACUGUUCUACUCUCCUUUCCCUUUGCCCUUCCCGCCCUCCCCACUUACUAUCCCUCCUAUCACUUUUAUUCUCUAUAGUACCCACGCCCCUCACAUUAUUGCUCCUGUUCUUCUCCUCUCUGCUUCAUUUAUAUGUUAGAUCUCCCUAUUCCAAUAAUGUCUCUCUUUCAACAGAUUAUGUUGUUGUGGACAAAGAAGAGAUACUGCGCGCCAUGCAUUCCAGAAAAAUGCAUAGAUUUCAUAGAACAACAACGGAGAGUCCAAAAAUUGAAACUACUGUGGGUAAGUGCCAUUAUCCAUGUACCUACUGUUCUACUCUCCUUUCCCUUUGCCCUUCCCGCCCUCCCCACUUACUAUCCCUCCUAUCACUUUUAUUCUCUAUAGUACCCACGCCCCUCACAUUAUUGCUCCUGUUCUUCUCCUCUCUGCUCCAUUUAUAUGUUAGAUCUCCCUAUUCCAAUAAUGUCUCUCUUUCAACAGAUUAUGUUGUUGUGGACAAAGAAGAGAUACUGCGCGCCAUGCGUUCCAGAAAAAUGCAUCGAUUUCAUAGAACAACAACGGAGAGUCCAAAAAUUGAAACUACUGUGGAUUAUGUUGUUGUGGACAAAGAGGAGAUAUUGCGCGCCAUGCAUUCCAGAAAAAUGCAUCGAUUUGAUAGAACAACAACGGAGAGUCCAAAAAUUGAAACUACUGUGGAUUAUGUUGUUGUGGACAAAGAAGAGAUACUGCGCGCCAUGCAUUCCAGAAAAAUGCAUCGAUUUGAUAGAACAACAACGGAGAGUCCAAAAAUUGAAACUACUGUGGAUUAUGUUGUUGUGGACAAAGAAGAGAUAUUGCGCGCCAUGCAUUCCAGAAAAAUGCAUCGAUUUCAUAGAACAACAACGGAGAGUCCAAAAAUUGAAACUACUGUGGAUUAUGUUGUUGUGGACAAAGAGGAGAUACUGCGCGCCAUGCAUUCCAGAAAAAUGCAUCGAUUUGAUAGAACAACAACGGAGAGUCCAAAAAUUGAAACUACUGUCGGUAAGUGCCAUUAUCCAUGUACCUACUGUCCUACUCUCCUUUCCCUUUGCCCUUCCCGCCCUCCCCACUUACUAUCCCUCCUAUCACUUUUAUUCUCUAUAGUACCCACGCCCCUCACAUUAUUGCUCCUGUUCUUCUCUCUGCUUCAUUUAUAUGUUAGAGCUCCCUAUUCCAAUAAUGUCUCUCUUUCAACAGAUUAUGUUGUUGUGGACAAAGAAGAGAUAUUGCGCGCCAUGCAUUCAAGAGGACUCAAUAUAUUUGAUAGAACAACAAAGAGUCCAAAAUUCAAAACAACUACUGUCGAUUUUUCCGAGCUUUUGAAGGGGAUUGACGAGGAAUCAGAGAGACCGUUGCCCCGAAUGUACGGCCUUCUUCUUGGAUUUAUUGGAUUCGUUGUGUUCGGGUUCUCCGCCCUUAUGUGCAUACAACCGUAUGCAUUCUGGAAGACCGGGCACCUAGGUGAAGAUGAAGAAGAUUCGGAAGAGGAAGCUGGCAUUAAAGAAGAGGAAGAAGAAGAAGAAGAAGACGAAAAUAAAAUUUGUAAUAUUGAAGUCAGUGAAGAAGCUGCUGAAGCUGCUGAAGACAUGGAGAGUUAGGCUCAGCUUCCAUGAAAAAGACACUGCUAUACUUGGAAAGGCUUCUAUUAUUAGGGCCCCCAAACAAACGUCUCCCUCUUCAGCACUGUAUAUAGGGGGAACGCGUUAUCAGAAGGCACAAAGGAAGAAAAGAAUAGAAAUCCCAAAAGUUGAUCUAAGGACUGGUCCGACUGCCGUUUUGGAGUCAGGAAGGAAUUUUUUCCCUCUCUAAGGCAAAUUGAAAAAGACGCUCGGAUGAGUGGUGAAACGUUUUCAAGAAAAACUCAGAAAAGUCCACUUGUUUAAGACUUCAUUCGACUAGAUACUGUAUAUCAUGACCUGGAUGAAUGAGAAUCUUCAUAGACAUCAGAGGGUUUUUUUCGCCUUCCUUUAGAUCAACUAGACGUUAGUUUGGAAUGAUUUGAGUUGAAGACUGAUGGGGAUAAGGAACAGAGAUACCGCAAUUAAUAUAGCAAAGCCUUAAUCACAUGAGGCAUAAUCUUGGCAUCAAAACAAUGGAAAAUAAAAACUGAUAGUACUGAGA
Xenopus tropicalis (tropical clawed frog) is the source of this 3940-nucleotide messenger RNA. RefSeq lists its product as uncharacterized. The record is from RefSeq and is a predicted model, not a curated record. The transcript is spliced from 27 exons. Lineage: Eukaryota; Metazoa; Chordata; Amphibia; Anura; Pipidae. The coding region runs from base 958 to 3417 and encodes 819 amino acids.